AUGGAGACUCGAUCUGCCAAGACUGUUGAUCCACAUCUCCAAGGCUUACUGGAUCUCUGCGCGCCCUAUGAUCCAUACCAAAACAAGUACAAGAUGCCAGAAGUUCAUCCGACAGUCUGGGUUGACCAUAUUUCUUCCACGGCAUUCCAAAUAAACACGAAACAGCUCAGCGCCAUGCGGGCCAUGCAGAAUGCACUUGACAACAGGCGCAUUCCAAUGGAGUGGUUCCGGCUUUCGUACCACAGGUUGGCCCUUAUUAGCACUGCUGCAGUCCUUCUCGACCAGGAACGCAGCACCGUUGUACACCAGUUUACAGACACGGGAGGAAUUCCACGACUCGACCCUCGAGAACCCCAUCCCGCCGGAUACGAGUACUCGCUUGGAAGGCGGUGUGUGCCACCAGUAAUUGAACACAUGCUCCUGCUUGACUACGGCAUCGACAAUCGCCCACUUGAUUUACAUUGGUAUCAGUGUCCGAUACGGUCAGGCUUCAACAAGAUGUGCCACGCAAUCACAAGAUUCGCUCUCUGCUGUCGUGACGGCAAAUUCCCUACCCGCAACGAAACUGAUGCAUUCAGUUCGGCCCUAGCGUACUUCCGUUUUGAUGAGCACAUUGCCGAGCUGGCAACCACGUUGCACUGGUUCUGUACACAUCGUGGCCCGAUCAGCGACAUAGACUACCGUUGGGGCCGGACUGGUUAUAUCGGGGUAUUGCAGGAGAUGGUGUCAGACAUCCCAACUCAGGGCGUGGAUCGGCUCGAGUACAAACUGUCUAUGGACAUCAACAUUAUGAUUCCAAAAUGCGUUCGGACUGAGCAAUCAAGAGAACAAAUGUACGCCAGGGCAAGCAGCUUGGCUGCGCGGCACAACAUCUCGGUCCCUUCUUCGGUGGAAGCCCAUGAUAGGCGCUUCCACCAACAUAUACCACAGGGUGGCAGCGUCCUGGCCGUUGAAAAGGGUCAAAAAACGGCGGUCGAGGCACCACCGAGUUACGAGGAGGCAAUGAAAUCAGAAUAG
Messenger RNA from Neoarthrinium moseri, 1017 nucleotides. RefSeq lists its product as uncharacterized. The record is from RefSeq and is a predicted model, not a curated record. The transcript has a single exon. Bases 1 to 1017 code for a protein of 338 amino acids. Lineage: Eukaryota; Fungi; Ascomycota; Sordariomycetes; Amphisphaeriales; Apiosporaceae.